UGUUAUCGGCUCUUCACAUGUUUUGCGGCGUGUGUUGAAAUUGAAAUAUUUCUUAAAAAAGGGCAAAUAAACGCGGAUUUGGCAUGGAUAUAGACGAGCUGUUCGACUGCUUCGACGAAGUGCCUCCUGAGGUGCCGCCACCGGUGGCCAACCAGGAGGAGAAGCCCUCGGGCAGCGGAGGCGCCAAGAAGGCAGGCAAACGGCAGAAGAAUUCCGAGAAAUCCUCUAAAGAAACGGUGGCGGAGGAGGAGCAGGGCGACGAGGAUAGUGAGGAACCCACCAAGCGCCUGAAAAAAGAGGAGACGGAGGAUGUGGCUCCGGCGGAGGAAGAGGACGACGACGACGAACCCGUUCGCACUCUCGACUUGGAUGAUUCCGCCGCCUUGGAGGCGCUGCGCACGAGAAUCGUGACCCAUCUGCUGGACGCACCGAAAUCCUGCACCCACGAGGUGGCCGCCCAUCCCGACCAGGAGUACAUACCCCUCCAGCCCUUCAGCGGCGUGCCCGCCAAGGAGUAUCCCUUCGUGCUCGAUCCUUUCCAGCGCCAGGCGAUCCUGUGCAUCGACAAUAGCCAGAGUGUCCUGGUCUCUGCCCACACAUCGGCGGGCAAGACCGUGGUGGCGGAGUAUGCCAUUGCCAAGUCGCUGGCCGCCAAGCAGCGGGUUAUUUACACCACUCCCAUCAAGGCGCUGUCCAACCAGAAGUUCCGUGAGUUCACCGACGAGUUCAAGGAUGUGGGUCUGGUCACUGGCGAUGUCACGAUCAAUCCCUCUGCCUCCUGCCUCAUCAUGACCACGGAGAUUCUGCGGAACAUGCUGUACCGCGGCAGCGAAAUCAUGCGCGAGGUGGGCUGGGUGGUCUUCGACGAGAUCCACUACAUGCGCGACAAGGAGCGCGGCGUCGUCUGGGAGGAGACGCUCAUCCUGUUGCCGGACAACGUGCGCUAUGUCUUUCUCUCGGCCACCAUUCCCAAUGCCCGGCAGUUCGCCGAGUGGGUCUGCCACCUGCACAAGCAGCCGUGUCACGUCGUCUACACUGAUUACCGACCUACUCCCCUGCAGCACUACAUCUUCCCGGCCGGCGGCGAUGGCAUCCAUCUCAUAGUCGACGAGAAGGGGCAGUUUAAGGAGGAGAACUUCACCACCGCCAUGGCGGUGCUGGCCAAUGCGGGUGAAGCUGGCAAGGGCGACCAAAAAGGACGCAAUGGCGGCAUCAAGGGCACCAAUGCCGGGCAGACGAACAUCUUCAAGAUCGUCAAGAUGAUCAUGGAGCGCAACUUUGCGCCCGUAAUCAUAUUCUCGUUCAGCAAGAAGGACUGCGAGAUCUACGCCAUGCAAAUGGCCAAGCUGGACUUUAAUACGCCGGACGAGAAGAAACUCGUAGACGAGGUGUUCAACAAUGCGAUGGACGUGCUCUCCGAGGAGGAUCGCCGCCUGCCGCAGGUGGAGAAUGUGCUGCCGCUGCUGCGCCGCGGCAUUGGCAUCCAUCACGGCGGCCUCUUGCCCAUUCUCAAGGAGACCAUCGAGAUUCUCUUCGGCGAGGGACUGAUUAAGGCCUUGUUUGCCACCGAAACGUUUGCCAUGGGCCUCAACAUGCCGGCGAGGACUGUGCUCUUCACAGCUCCUCGCAAGUUCGACGGCAAGGACUUCCGUUGGAUCAGCUCCGGCGAAUAUAUACAGAUGGCUGGUCGUGCCGGCCGUCGUGGAUUGGACGACAAGGGCAUCGUCAUCCUGAUGAUCGACGAGAAGGUAUCGCCCGCCGUGGGUCGCGAUAUUGUGCAGGGCAAGGCGGAUCCCAUCAACUCGGCCUUUCAUCUCACCUACAACAUGGUGCUGAAUCUGCUGCGCGUGGAGGAAAUCAAUCCGGAGUAUAUGCUAGAGCGCAGUUUCUAUCAGUUCCAGAAUCAGGCGGCUUUGCCCGGCCUGCACGACCAGGUGGAGCAAAAGACGCUGGAGCUGAACAAGCUGAGCAUCAAGGAUGAGCACAACAUUGCCUCAUAUCACCACAUUCGUUCUCAGUUAGAUCACCAUGGCAAGCAGUUCCGCCAGUGGAUAACAAAGCCCACAUAUCUACUGCCCUUUCUGCAGCCCGGCAGAUUGGUGAAGGUGGCCGCUGGUAGUCAAGAGUACGACUGGGGAAUCGUGCUGAACUUCAAGAAGCAGGAUCAGAGCCGCAAGAAUCCGCUGAAGACAGAGCCCAGCGUCACCAUCGAUGUGCUGCUGCAUGUCAGCGAGGCGGCGGCCAAGUCCGGCGACACGGAGCCCUGUCAACCGAACGAGCGCGGUUGCAUGGAGGUCGUUCCGGUGGCCCACACGCUCAUCACCCAGAUCAGCUCCAUUCGGGUGUACUUCCCCAGCGAUCUGCGCAGUGCGGACAAUCGAAGGGCCGUCUUAAAAACCAUCCAGGAGGCCAAGAAGCGUUUCCCGCUCGGCCCGCCGGUUCUCAAUCCCAUCGACGACAUGAACAUCAAGGAGCGAGAAUUCCGCGACAUUGUCGAUACGAUCGCCCAGUUUGAGACGCGCCUGGAGGAGCAUCCGUUGCACAAAUCACCGGAACUGGAGCGAAUCCACAGGAAGUACCAGGACAAAGUGCAGCUGCAGACGGAACUGCACGAUCUGAAGGCCGAGUUGAAGGCCGCACGCAGCCUGCUGCAAAUGGAGGAGCUGAAGCAUCGCAAGCGGGUGCUUCGCCGAAUGGGCUACUGCAAGCCGGGCGACGUAAUCGAGUUCAAGGGUCGCGUGGCCUGUGAAUUGAGCUCCGCCGAUGAACUCCUCAUGACCGAGAUGAUCUUCAACGGCGUGUUCAACGACCUCACAGCUCCGCAGGCUGUGUCGCUGCUUUCCUGCUUCGUGUGCGACGAAAAGUCCAGUGAGUCGGUGAAAAGCGCCACGGAACUGUCGGGACCACUGCGCUCUAUGCAGGAUUUGGCGCGGCGAAUCGCCAAGGUGUCCACGGAAUGCAAACUCGACCUGGAUGCCGAUUCGUAUGUGGAUAAGUUCAAGCCUUUCCUCAUGGACGUCGUGCUGGCCUGGUGCAAAGGCUCCAGUUUCCUCGCUGUCUGCAAGAUGACCGACAUCUUCGAGGGCUCCAUCAUCCGUUGCAUGCGGCGACUGGAGGAGCUGCUGCGGCAGAUGUGCCAGGCCUCCAAAACCAUCGGCAAUACGGAUCUGGAAAACAAGUUUUCCGAGGGCAUUCGACUGCUCAAGCGCGACAUUGUCUUUGCCGCCUCGUUGUAUCUGUAGGAUUUUAGGAAAACCUAUCGUAAGGCCUUAUUUCCUGUUCUAUUUCACUUAAGUUUGUUGGAAUCGGAAUCGAUUUCUAGAUC
Drosophila takahashii is the source of this 3325-nucleotide messenger RNA. It is a transcript of the gene Mtr4, whose product is annotated as exosome RNA helicase Mtr4. Gene Ontology annotation, molecular function: ATP binding; RNA helicase activity; RNA binding. Lineage: Eukaryota; Metazoa; Arthropoda; Insecta; Diptera; Drosophilidae. Gene Ontology annotation, cellular component: nucleus. The record is from RefSeq and is a predicted model, not a curated record. Gene Ontology annotation, biological process: maturation of 5.8S rRNA; RNA catabolic process.